Corticium candelabrum is the source of this 890-nucleotide messenger RNA. RefSeq names its product radial spoke head 1 homolog. Bases 52 to 750 code for a protein of 232 amino acids. The record is from RefSeq and is a predicted model, not a curated record. NCBI's taxonomy places the organism in Eukaryota, Metazoa, Porifera, Homoscleromorpha, Homosclerophorida, Plakinidae. The transcript is spliced from 5 exons. Gene Ontology annotation, cellular component: cytosol.
UUCAGCAGCGUGCAUAGCAACGUAAUAACAUUUCUCUGUGUGUUGACUGAGAUGUCUGACGAAGGCUCUGACGCUGAUUAUGACGAUCAAGGGCCUAAUCUUGGGUCUUACGAGGGAGAGAGAAACGAGAAAGACGAACGGCAUGGCAAGGGAAGAGCUGUAUUGCCUAAUGGCGACAUCUAUGACGGGCAGUAUGAAAAUGGCAAGCGACACGGACAGGGAAUGUAUCGCUUCAAAAAUGGUGCUCGUUACAUUGGUGAGUACGUACAAGGAAAGAAGCACGGAGAGGGAGUCUUUCAUUACCCUGAUGGAUCUAAGUAUGAAGGUAGUUGGGUUGAUGACAUGCGCAAUGGAUAUGGAAUCUAUACAUAUCCAAAUGGUGAUCAGUAUGCUGGAGAUUGGAGUGACCAUUUGAGACAUGGACAGGGAGUGUAUACAUAUGACAACACAAAAUCGUAUUACAAAGGUACAUGGGUGAAUGGUAGAAGACAAGGAGCAGGAGAAUUGGUACAUGCAGACCACAAAUAUGUUGGAACUUUCAAAGAUGACAAGCCCAAAGGAGAGGGAAAGUACGUAUUCAAUCAUGGAACAGAGCUACGAGGACAUUAUGUGGUGAAAGAUGUGACUCGUGGUGAUGAUGAUGAUGAAGAAGAACCAUUGGUGGUAUCGGAGGCUAUUUGGAGAUGUGGAGAUGUGGCAGUUACUGAAAAUCUAGUGGGAAUGUCUCCACAGCAAAUAUCAGAAGCUUAGUGCACAUUUCAUGUUUAAUAGCAGAUAACAUGUUGUAACUUGUCAGCCUUGUAGAUUAUACAACAGAAAACAGUUACUUCAUUCAAAAUCAAAGUGGCUAUCAUUUGAGGGUAUUACUUAAUCAACUUAGCACUGCUAAU